Molecule: messenger RNA, 1389 nt
Organism: Penicillium alfredii
Lineage: Eukaryota; Fungi; Ascomycota; Eurotiomycetes; Eurotiales; Aspergillaceae
Product: putative sulfate/molybdate transporter
Exons: 1
Coding region: 1-1389 (462 amino acids)
Biological process (GO): molybdate ion transport
Molecular function (GO): molybdate ion transmembrane transporter activity
Source: RefSeq, a predicted model, not a curated record
AUGUCAUUUGCGGGGAUCGGCGCUUAUAAGACGGCCCACCUGCCCCCCUCCCAGCUCUCAGUCUUCACCAACAUCAUGGCUGUCCAGUCUCUGCGCGAGAUCUCCACGUAUAACUUGCGCAUUUUCAAACGCAACUAUGUCUCUGAAAUCUCUGGCUCUCUAGGCGACUUGGGCACCUUUUUGCCCAUCGCUAUCGCGCUGGCCCUCAAUGGCACGGUAUCGCUGGCCAGCACCCUGAUCUUCUCAGGGGUCUACAAUAUCCUGACGGGUCUCUUGUUUGGUGUCCCAUUGCCUGUGCAGCCCAUGAAGGCCAUUGCUGCGGUCGCUAUUGCCCGCAACUUCUCCAACGGAACGAUCGCUGCCGCGGGGAUCUUCGUCGGCGCCUGCAUUCUGGUUUUUAGUGUGACAGGCCUUUUGCGCUGGUUCGCUCAUGUGAUCCCCAUCCCCGUCAUCAAGGGUAUCCAGGUGGGCGCUGGUCUGUCUUUGAUCAUCGCUGCCUGCAGCCGCAUGCUCGCGCCCCUGGGCUGGAUGCGUCCGUCCUGGGCAGACAACCGGAUCUGGGCGCUCGCAGCCUUUAUCGCGCUUCUGAUCACCAGUAUCUACCGCCGGGUGCCCUACGCACUGGCCGUGUUGGUCUUGGGUCUGGUCUUUGCCAUCAUUCGAACCGCCCUGGCUGGCCACAUGCCAGGCUUUGCCGUGUGGCAUCCAUUUGUGGUUGUGCCCAAGCCCCAUCAAUGGCGCGUCGGUGCUAUAGAUGCGGGCAUUGGCCAGCUUCCACUGACAACCCUCAACUCGAUCGUCGCUGUGGUCCACCUGGCAAGCGACCUGCUGCCCAAUGUGCGCGCCCCGUCCGUCACCCACAUCGGGCUUAGUGUCGCCGCGAUGAAUAUCCUCGGCUGCUGGUUCGGGGCGAUGCCCGUCUGCCAUGGGUCUGGUGGUCUUGCUGCGCAGUACCGCUUUGGAGCCCGCUCUGGCGCGAGUGUGAUUUUCCUCGGUCUGCUCAAGCUUGUCAUCGGGUUUUUGUUUGGCGAGACCUUGGUCGACCUCUUGCAGCGCUUCUCUGCCGCAUUCCUGGGUGUGAUGGUUAUUGCGGCUGGCCUGGAACUCGUCAGUGUUGGCGAGAGCCUCAAUACCUCUGGUGCUCGAGACCUCGGUGAAGCGGGCAGCGGUCUGUUGGCAAACCCGGAGCAGCAUCUCGGUCCGGUGCUCACGGACGCAGAGCGUAGUCGUCGCUGGACUACUAUGAUGGUCACUGUGGGCAUGCUGGUCGGGUUCAAAAACGAUGCCAUUGGGUUUGUUGCCGGUAUGCUAUGCCACUGGUCGUAUGAGAUCCCAGGCUGGUGGGAGAAGGGUCGCAGCCGCUGGUCAGAGGGACGACUCCACUUGUGA